UUUAUACUGUCACUACCAAAUGAAAUUAUGAGUUUAAAGCACACAGCGUUGUGUUUACUUUUCUGCUAUCUGGUUGUUAGUAUCCAAUCUAUAGCUAAAAGUAAGAUAUUGCUGUUGGAUUUUUUUACAAGUCCUUGUAAAUGCAGAUGUGGUGUGCCGAACAGACAGGCUAGAAUUCUAGGUGGAGAGUUGACGAUGAACCACGAAUUUCCAUGGUCUUCCACUAUCCAUGCCUUUCGCAACAACACUGCAGAAGAAAUCCAAGGAACGCUGCUCAAUAAUCGAUACAUUGUUACUGCAGCUUCCCGGGUUUUAGGAUUAACACCACUUGACUUGAAAGUCACUUUAGGACAAUAUGACAAGUGCUUUCCUGACACAUCAUCCAUGAAUGUCAGCGUAGAAAAAAUAGUGCUCCAUCCUGAUUUUUCAGAGACAACCAGAGCUCAUGACUUAGCCCUGAUCAAAUUUAAUGGGCAGGUAAAUUUUGAGAGACGUAUACAGCCGAUCUGCCUACCAACUCCUAGUAUCAGAUAUCUAGGACAAGUUGCCACCAUUCUUGGUUGGCCGAAAAAAAACAACGACCAAUGUGUGGGUAGAAAGAUAGGUUUGCCAGUGUUGGAUCAGAAAACUUGUAGUUCCUUCUCAGAAAAUAAUCACCUUGUUACGCAGGAUAAACAAUGUGCAGGAGUGGUUGGUGCAAAAAGUUUAAUUUGUUCGGAUGAUGCAGGAGGGCCAGUUAUGUUUAGAUCAUAUGGAGGCACAUACGAACUGUUAGGUAUUCUGGCAGACUACAAUGAUUGUGAGAAGCCUGAGAAUUUAGUAUAUUACACAGCUAUUAAUGAACAUCUGACUUGGAUAACCCACAACACAAGAGAUGCUUGUUAUUGCUAUAAGAUCUAAAUAUUAUUCUGUUAAUUAGAAUAAGCUUUGCGAGUCAUUUUGUACUGUACAU
Molecule: messenger RNA, 952 nt
Organism: Sitophilus oryzae (rice weevil)
Lineage: Eukaryota; Metazoa; Arthropoda; Insecta; Coleoptera; Curculionidae
Product: vitamin K-dependent protein C-like
Exons: 7
Coding region: 28-900 (290 amino acids)
Biological process (GO): proteolysis
Molecular function (GO): serine-type endopeptidase activity
Source: RefSeq, a predicted model, not a curated record